UCGUCUGUCUUGCGUCCUCGAGUCUACCCGACCGAGACGAACUUGCGAUCAGAACUCUCUCCUUCCCUCCUCUUACAAGACCAAUAUGGAGUCGGGAAAGUAUGUGGAGGGCAGCGUCUAUUUCUACGCCCCAAACAAGGGCGCCCCGGUGUUUUUUGCUCUCGCCUUCGCGGUGUCCGGAGCACACCACGUCUACAGCUGUGCCCGCUACAGUUGCUGGCGUAUGACUGGGAUCUACGUCUUCUGCGCCCUCCUUUUUACCGUUGGCUUCGUUGUGCGAGAAGCGGGCGCCUUUGACUACGGAGACCUGAACAAGUUCAUCGUCAGCACCUGCUUGAUCUACGCGGCACCGUAUGUGUCCAUAUCCCAUCCCACCUACACCGGGUGUGAAAGGCGGUCGAACCCGCUGACUCCUUCCCCGUCAUGUAGGCCUCUCCUCGAGCUAGCCAACUACCACAUCCUCGGCCGCAUCCUUUACUACGCGCCCUAUCACUCACCAAUCCACCCGGGCCGGGUCCUCACCACCUUCGCCUUCGUCUCCUUCGUCAUCGAAGUCCUCAACGGCAACGGGGUCGCGUACAGCGUGAACCAGUCCCUGGCCGCCUCCAAGCAGGAGACGGGCCGCGCCCUGCUCAAGGCCGCGCUGGCCAUGCAGCUGGGCGUGCUCGCCCUCUUCGUCCUGCUCGCUGCCACCUUCCACCGCCGCUGCGCGCGCGCGGGGCUGCGGAACCGGAACCUGCUCGCCGCCCUGCACACGCUGUACGCGUCCACGGCGCUGCUGAGCGUCCGCACCAUCUUCCGCGUCGUCGAGUACUGGAGCAUCUCCCAGCACGACUUCUGGAACCCCAGCCGCGCCGACCUCGACCGCUUCAGCCCCAUGCUCCGCUACGAGUGGUUCUUCUGGGUGUUCGAGGCGUCGCUCAUGCUGGCCAACUCGGUGCUCAUCAACGUCCGGCACCCGAGGCGCUUCCUGCCCAAGAGCACAAAGACGUACCUCGCCAUGGACGGGACCACCGAGGUGCAGGGGCCGGGCUACAAGGACGGACGUCCGUUUUGGCAGACGCUGGUCGACCCGUUUGACCUGUGGGGGUUGGUUACCAAGAAGGAUAAGGGACAGAAAUUUUGGGAGGAAGCAAACGGGGGCCGGAAGGGGGCGACGGGCGCCGAUUCUCAGGUGUGACUCUGCGUCUAAGCUAAGUGUGGUUUCUCUAGG
Messenger RNA from Thermothelomyces thermophilus ATCC 42464, 1213 nucleotides. RefSeq lists its product as uncharacterized. Gene Ontology annotation, cellular component: membrane. Lineage: Eukaryota; Fungi; Ascomycota; Sordariomycetes; Sordariales; Chaetomiaceae. Bases 86 to 1180 code for a protein of 364 amino acids. The transcript has 2 exons. The record is from RefSeq and is a predicted model, not a curated record.